AUGCGCCACCACUCAAUCUCUCUUUGCGCUGCGGCGCUGGCAUCAGCGGCUUCUGCUUCACUGCAGAUCGUGCCCGGCGCCACCUGGACGGCCAGCAACUCGGGCGAGCACAUUCAGGCCCAUGGCGCCGGCGUGCUGGAAGUCGACGGCACUUUCUACAUGAUUGGCGAGGACAAGAGCGGCGGCAGCUCGUUUCAGAACAUCAACUGCUACUCGUCCACGAACCUCGUCGAAUGGAAGUACGAGCGCGCCCUUCUCACCAAGCAGGACAGUGGCGAUCUCGGCCCAGACCGUGUCGUCGAGCGCCCCAAAGUUAUCUACAACGACAGCACGAAGAAGUACGUCCUGUGGAUGCACAUCGACGACUCCAGCUAUGGCGAAGCAAAGACUGGUGUUGCGACCGGCGAUACUGUCUGCGGCGAGUAUGAGUACCAAGGCAGCUUCCAGCCUCUCGGGUUCCAGAGCAGGGACAUUGGGUUAUUCAAAGACGAUGAUGGAUCCGCUUACCUACUGACCGAAGACCGCGAGAACGGCCUCCGCAUCGACGCCCUCAGCGACGACUACCUCAACGUCACUGAGAACGUUGCCCUCUUCGACACCUACGAAGCGCCCGCCAUCUACAAGACUGACGGGACGUACUUCCUGUUCGCCUCCUCCCUCUCAGGCUGGGAUCCCAACGACAACGUCUACGCAACAGCUACGUCCCUCUCGGGCCCCUGGAGCGACUGGGCCAACUUCGCCGACAAAGGCUCAAACACCUACUCCUCGCAAACGACGUACAUCCUGCCCCUCGGCACCAGUGCCAUCUACAUGGGCGACCGAUGGCACUCGAGCGCGCUCGAAACAAGCACGUACGUAUGGCUGCCCCUAGAGAUCGACGGCACGAGCGCCAGCAUGAAAAACCACGUCAACUGGGUCGUCGACGCUGCGGGGGGGACCUGGGCCGCCGGGCCAGAAGAGACGCAGGCAGAGGGCGAAGACGCGGAGCUCAGCAGCGGGGCCAAAGCCGUCGACUGCGAGGGGUGUUCGGGCGGCCAGGCGGCCGGGUAUAUUGGCGGGAGUGGGGGCGGAACAGCCUCGUUCAAUGUUUCUAGCCAGAAGGACACGCGCACGACGGUCAGGAUUAAGUAUAAGAAUGGCGAUGGGGCGUCGCGGCAUGCUAGUGUUGCGGGGCAGACGGUGGCGUUUUUGCCGACGAGUGGAGAGCCCGGGAGUAGUGUUGUGCAUUUAGAUUUGAAGGCGGGGGAGAACAGCGUGCUUGUUGAAGGGGUGGAGGGAGGGGAGUGGGGCCCGGAUGUUGACAGGUUGAUGGUGCCUGUGAGCUAG
Molecule: messenger RNA, 1326 nt
Organism: Aplosporella prunicola CBS 121167
Lineage: Eukaryota; Fungi; Ascomycota; Dothideomycetes; Botryosphaeriales; Aplosporellaceae
Product: carbohydrate-binding module family 35 protein
Exons: 2
Coding region: 1-1326 (441 amino acids)
Biological process (GO): carbohydrate metabolic process
Molecular function (GO): hydrolase activity, hydrolyzing O-glycosyl compounds
Source: RefSeq, a predicted model, not a curated record